UCACAUUCUCGGACCCUUUUUGUCGCCCAAAAUUAAAUUUUUUAUCUGUAGAUAAGUAUAAUGCCUACAUCGUCGACCUGGCCGCGCACCUACCUCAACUGGAAGCGUGUGCUGUUUCUCUCUCUAAAGUGCGUCUACUUCAUGCUGGUGGUGAAGUUCAGCCAGAAGAGUUUGGAGAUGUCCGCCAAGAGCCGACUGGUCCAGAGGCAGUGGCAAAGCGUGUACGGGGGACCGCUGAGCGGGGGAGAAGCAUUCACUUGAUGGCCACAUGACGAUUCCUAUAUGUCCCAUUGGGAGGAGCGGAGGAGCCGAUGAAUAAACGACAGUUGGAAAAUGUC
Drosophila elegans is the source of this 338-nucleotide messenger RNA. RefSeq lists its product as uncharacterized. The transcript has a single exon. Bases 61 to 261 code for a protein of 66 amino acids. The record is from RefSeq and is a predicted model, not a curated record. Lineage: Eukaryota; Metazoa; Arthropoda; Insecta; Diptera; Drosophilidae.